Xylona heveae TC161 is the source of this 1247-nucleotide messenger RNA. Its product is annotated as lipase. The transcript is spliced from 9 exons. Lineage: Eukaryota; Fungi; Ascomycota; Xylonomycetes; Xylonales; Xylonaceae. Gene Ontology annotation, molecular function: triacylglycerol lipase activity. The record is from RefSeq and is a predicted model, not a curated record. Bases 6 to 992 code for a protein of 328 amino acids.
GAAGCAUGACAAUAAUCGUGCCUCGAGCUAGCGCACGAUGCUGGGCAUCAUGUCGUAUUUUGCGCCCUUCUCGCCGGUAUUCUUCCAGCGCGGGCGAUGAUCCGAAACGUUCUGUUGAUCCUCGUCUUGGCGACAUUGGGCGACUUCUUGACGACGACUUCGCGAGACUGAGGGCUACCUACGACACACCUAAAAACCCGAUAAUUCUCGCGCACGGUCUACUCGGUUUCGAUGAGCUUCGUCUGGCCGGGAAAUUCCUGCCUGGCGUGCAGUACUGGCGCGGCAUCACCGAGGCCCUCGCAGCAAAUAAUAUUGAAGUGAUUGUCGCUGAUGUCCCAGCAUCGGCGUCUAUCGAAGAACGGGCAGAGAAGCUAGGAAGAAUUAUUGCCCGAAAAGCUCGAGGAAAGAGCGUCAACAUUGUGGCACAUAGCAUGAGCGGGCUUGACUCGCGAUAUAUGAUUAGCCGUCUAAAGCCUGCACAUGUAAAUGUCCUUUCUCUGACCACUAUCGCUACGCCGCACAGAGGAUCUGCAUUCGCGGACUAUGUCUUUGAGCAGAUUGGCCACGAACACUUACCUAGGAUCUACAAUGCAUUAGAGUCUCUUGGAAUGAAGACCGGCGCUUUCAGUCAGCUGACGCGAAAGUACAUGCAAGAGAUCUUUAACCCGAAGACGCCUGACUCGCCCCAUGUUCGAUACUUUUCAUACGGUGCGAUGGUCGUGCCUAAUAUGUGGUCUGUAUUUCGACAGUCUCAGAAAAUUAUUGAGCAAAUUGAAGGACCCAACGACGGCCUGGUCAGUGUAGCAAGCAGCAAAUGGGGCGGCCCGGAGGGUUACAAGGGAACGCUGGUCGGUGUCAGUCAUCUCGACCUCAUCAAUUGGACAAAUCGGUUGAAAUGGUUCAUAUGGGAAUUGACGGGGAACCGGCGGAAUUUUAAUGCAAUUGCCUUUUAUCUCGAUAUCGCAGACAUGCUUGCAAAAGAGGGUCUAUAAUGCAGCAAGCUGCUCUCCAAUUUUUUCAAUUGAUACAAUAGUUUUGUGUGAUUGUUUUCUUGUGGUUCAACAUGUAAGAAAGCCGACACUAACUUUAUUUUUUGCUUCCCAAGCAUCAUCAAUGGUCGGCAUAUCCCUCGCUGAAGAGACCCGGCUAAUGCCCUCUUUUGCAAUUUCUUUUGAUAGAGCUUAUACCCCUGAGAAGAGAUGGUGGCAGUGCAGUGGCACAGCAUUUUCACUAAAAUAUUCCCGCUC